CGUCGUUGCUGAAAUAAGUGGAUCAAGUGAUUAUUGGUGCUCGGUGAAACGAAACGGGGCCGCCAGGGGCUUAAUUGAUACCCUACAGUGUGGACGUGGUCUCGAAGGAACUUUUAAGAGGAGUAACCGCACAAGACUGCGCUGUGACCCAUGACGUCACCGAAGAGCUCCACGACACCGGGCCUGGCGGUCACGAACCGCAUCCUGCGCUCGCCGUCGCACGAGAGCUUCUCGACCGACCUGUCGCUGAUAUCGAUUUCCGUUUCGUCGAUGAACUCCGAGGCCACAAGCGUGCUGAACCGGACCAUGGAGGAAAAGCUCGGCAACCUGCUGAACCCGAAGGAGAGCAAGCGUAAUCGCUCUUCGACGCUCACGGAACGGUGGAACGAAAGCAACGACCUUAUCCGCAACUGUGCCACACUGUCGGCGGCCCUCGGUAUCCACAAGAGCUUCAGCACGACCGACAUCUACCAGCUGCCAUCGGAUCAGCACCAGCUGGGCCGCCUUUCGUCGUCCGAACUCGCCCUAACACCGUUCCAGAAGGUGGGCUACCUUUUCGACCACUCGCGGCUGGAGCACGCCUCGCGCUCCUACUCCACGUGGGUAGCGGUCGGGGAGCUCGCUUCCACCUCGCAGCUCCCCUCGCCGCACGGUGGCCACACGUCGCAGGUACCGACGCUGACGAGCACAAACCCGGCGCCCAGCUUCACCGUUACCGAUCUGAUCAGUUCGGUCAACAAGAAGAUCCGCCAGAACUACAUCCGGCGCCGGCUGUUCACCACGUACCGGGCACUCGAACGGUUAUCGCAGAGUGAGUUCAAUCUUGAUCGGCUGGAAGCGGCCGCAUUCGCCGCCACCAAUCCGGGACCCACGGAACUGAUCGUGCCGUCGCACACCACCAUGUCGAACGCGUCGGCUUCACCGGUCGCCGGAAAGUCCACCAGUUCACCGGCCCCGGGUGCCGGCGACAGUGGCGGCGGUGGUCCAUCGUCUGAACCGGGCACCGGCCUGUCGACGUCCGCGUUGCGCAAGUCAAGCAGUGCGAUCGGCAGCAGUGGCAGCUCCCGGAGCCACCAUGGCCCCAAGAAGCACCUCACCUUCCACGAUAUCGAGAACGAGCGGGGCAAACCGCUGUCCAAGUACGAGCGCCACAUGCUGAUCUUCAACUGGCUGCACACCAUCGACGACACGGCGAUGGAGAUCGAGAACUGAUCUCCGCAGGACGACGUGCGCUCCUCGUGCGAGAUUAGCGCACUGCGCGUGGCGCGGACGGCGCCGGGCGCACGAUCAAACUGAGAGCCCCCGUCCCGAUGCGUUCCUUGCCUUUUGUUUGCCGAUGUUUCAUGGACCAGCCAGGGUCCGAAAAGCACAAGCGUUCGACGCGAAGCCAGAUCUAAGAAAUUGUGAAUUGUUAUAAAAUAUCAUAAUUAUGUGUUUAAUGUUAACAUUUGUCCACCCUUUCCGAACAUCACCCUCUUUGCAGCGUGAAGUAGCAGUUCCAACAGUGACCAUUACCAAACCCACAGGGGAACACAGAAUACUUUUUUAACGACCGUUCAGGUCAAUUUGCUUUGACCAAUCAGAUUCGGAGACACGUUAAUGGGGGCGGCCAAGCAGAGAGACUGUACGCGCGAUGGCUAGUGUUUAGAUAAAAGAGUUUGGAGGACCUCCGAACCUCCGCGCCAUCGCUAAGCUUUCGAAAUGCGUUAUAAUAAUUGUUGUAAAAGAGUAUCUCGUAAGACUAACCACUAACAGACACAGACACAGAAGCCAGCCAAAUACAACCAAAGGAAUUACCAACCGUUAGUGUGUCCGAUAUAAUAUCACCAAAUCCUCUCCCCCGUUUUAGAUGCGCAGAUGAUUAGGGUAUUUUUAUGAUAAUACAUAUUACUAGGUAUUGAGUAGGCAACAAACUUGGCUGACGAUGAAUGUUUCUUGUUAACACGGGCCAUUCGUUUUUACUUUUUGCGCGCCACUUACUGCUCUGGUGCUGCUCCGGACCCCGAGUCCGUUCCGUUCCGUUUAGCUUCCUCCCGUUUUGAUACUUCCUUUACAACGCCUCACACACCCGGAACGAUUAGAUAGCGAAUUCACUGAAUGAAACGACAUAGAACGGAUCCCCCGGAUUAGAAGUGCUUUUUGCUUCGAUUAGCACCGGCAUGGCGGCAUGCCACGGUCGUCGUGGUCGCGGUCAAAUGCGGCAACUUUAAUAGCAUCAAUAAUCACAUGCACGCAUCUCUUAUCGGAGCAGGGACUGAAACGAUGAAAAACGGAACAGAGGGAGAGAGAGAGAGAGAGAGGGAGAGAGCUGGUUUGUUGAUGUGUUUAAGAAGGAAAACAAGCGGAACUAAUUCGCCACGAUUUACGCAGCAGAGCAACAAACCUAGAGGCGGACCCCGUCCGUGUAAUGUGUCUCUCUGAUGUGUUGUUACAGUUUAACCAUCCCUCUCCCGGAACGAUGCGGGAUGCAUUUUACUACGAAUAACUUCAGCAACAUGUAGCUAUCUUU
Messenger RNA from Anopheles bellator, 2509 nucleotides. RefSeq lists its product as uncharacterized. Lineage: Eukaryota; Metazoa; Arthropoda; Insecta; Diptera; Culicidae. The transcript is spliced from 3 exons. The record is from RefSeq and is a predicted model, not a curated record. Bases 151 to 1212 code for a protein of 353 amino acids.